UUCAAGUAACUUUAACGAGUGCAAAAUGACGUUUUCGGCACAUCGUGCUUUGCAAAAUUUUUGUAACAUGUACAAGUGAGUGAAAAAAAAUUACAACAUGACGAAAGCACAAAUUAAGAGAGUCCUUUCGAGAGAGUUUUUGAAAACAUCACGUUUGCAAUUGCAAAAGCCAUUCGGUUUCUGUUGCGAGGAAAAGAAUCAAGAUCCUGAAAAACGCUAUGAUAUGCGAAAUCCGCCCUUUAAAUCAUCCAUGACGAAUGUGAUUGUGAACAGCGGUGGACCUGGUGUGAAGUUUCGCGUUCAGAACAUUGAUCGACUGCCGUAUCCGAUUCAACGUAGUAGAACUCUCGAGAUCAAGGGCAAAGCUUAUCUAGGACGUUGCAAACGUUGUCGAGGUCCUUUGCGAUGGUAUCUGGAGGAUGAAAUCGCAUUUGCGCGUGAAUUUAUUCUCAAACAGAAACGAGAUAAUUACAAUGCAAGAAUGAAAAAAAAUCUUAUGAUCGCUAAGCAAAAGGCGAAGAGAAGAACUCAGAAUCAUAUUAAAAAAGAUUGCUACAAAAAAGUGUUACAAAAAACGGCUCUAAAGAGAGGAUAUGCAAAAUAAUCGAUAAUUGU
Molecule: messenger RNA, 615 nt
Organism: Pseudomyrmex gracilis
Lineage: Eukaryota; Metazoa; Arthropoda; Insecta; Hymenoptera; Formicidae
Exons: 2
Coding region: 98-604 (168 amino acids)
Source: RefSeq, a predicted model, not a curated record